This is a messenger RNA of Siniperca chuatsi (mandarin fish), 2732 nucleotides long. Its product is annotated as kynurenine 3-monooxygenase. The transcript has 14 exons. Gene Ontology annotation, biological process: NAD+ metabolic process; L-tryptophan catabolic process; quinolinate biosynthetic process. The record is from RefSeq and is a predicted model, not a curated record. Gene Ontology annotation, cellular component: mitochondrial outer membrane. The coding region runs from base 405 to 1904 and encodes 499 amino acids. Lineage: Eukaryota; Metazoa; Chordata; Actinopteri; Centrarchiformes; Sinipercidae. Gene Ontology annotation, molecular function: NAD(P)H oxidase H2O2-forming activity; kynurenine 3-monooxygenase activity; FAD binding.
UGUUGCAAAUGACCCCUGGAAAACACAUGCGCCGUAAUGAGCUCAUUUUUCUUUACAGGUUAGAAUUGUAGGAGCUUUUUUAGAGUCUUUUUUAACGUAUGUUUUUGCACCCGCAUGCUUAAUAUCCGAUAGGUAGGUAGUGGUUUUCUGAGACGUAAAUGUAAACUCUUCUAAUUCCACCCAAAUAAGUUGGCUUAAGUAGGCUACAAAUAGUCUCUGGGUUAGGCCUUUCUGACACCACAGCAGUGUUUGGAAGGUUUUCUGUCGCUUGUGUUUGCUUUGAAAAGGAGAAGUGAUAUCGAGAAUGACAUUCAUGGGACUCGCUCUGCUCCUCCUCUUCUUCUCUACUUCCAAAUCACUUUGAACCUGACACUGAGAGGGUCAGAACACCAGCAAAGAGCACAAUGGAAGAAUCAACCGACAGAUCAACCAAGAAAAAAGUUGUAGCAGUGGUGGGCGGUGGUUUGGUUGGUGCACUGAAUGCCUGCUUCUUUGCCAAAAGAGGCUUUAAUGUGGAAGUCUUUGAAACCCGGGAAGAUAUCCGGAAGGCCAAAAUUGUGAAGGGGAGAAGCAUCAACCUGGCUUUGUCUCACAGGGGCCGGCAAGCAUUGAAGCAUGUUGGAAUGGAGGAGAAGAUUGUCUCCCAGGGAAUCCCAAUGCAUGCAAGAAUGAUCCAUUCCGUGAGUGGGAAACAAUCCCCGAUCCCUUAUGGCAAGAAAGGCCAAUUCAUCCUGUCAGUAGACCGAGCCAAUCUGAACAAAAAGCUGUUAACAGAGGCAGAGACAUAUCCAAACACAAAGUUGAACUUUGAUCAUAAACUACAGGACUGGAAUGCUGAAACAGGGCUAAUGACCUUUGUCAGGUCAGAUGGGUCAAAGGAGCAGAUCAAGGCGGACCUGAUUGUGGGCUGUGAUGGAGCUUUUUCUGCCAUCCGCAAGCAAUUCCUUCGUCGCAGCCGCUUCAACUACAGCCAGACCUACAUCCCCCACGGCUACAUGGAGCUCACCAUGCCACCCAUCAAUGGAGAGUUUGCCAUGAAGCCUAAUUAUCUGCACAUCUGGCCACGAAACACAUUCAUGAUGAUUGCCCUGCCCAACCUGGACAAGACAUUUACCUGUACCCUCUUCAUGCCGUUUGAAGAGUUUGAGAAGAUCACCACAGGAGAUGAAGUUAUCGAGUUUUUCCAGAAAUACUUCCCUGACACCAUACCGCUGAUAGGAGUUGAUGGUCUCAAGAGGGAUUAUUUCCGAUUGCCUGGGCAGGCCAUGGUGUCUGUCAAGUGCUCCCCAUAUCACAUUGGUGACAAAUGUGUUCUUAUGGGCGAUGCAGCCCAUGCAGUGGUGCCUUUCUAUGGGCAGGGGAUGAACGCUGGCUUUGAGGAUUGCAUUGUCUUUGACGAAAUAAUGGAACAGCUCAAUGAGGAUUUCAGUAAGUACUUUUUAAAUGAACAAAGAUUAAAGGAGACACGGAGAAUGAACUGUUUUCCUUUGUGUAUCCGCCCAGGUGCUGUACUGCCUGAGUAUACCAGGGUGCGAGUUCCAGACGACCACGCAAUUGCAGACCUGGCCAUGUACAACUACAUUGAAAUGCGAGCCCAUGUCAACUCCAAAUGGUUCCUUUUCAGAAAACAUGUUGAUAACUUCCUCCACUUCCUCAUGCCAAAGACAAUAAUUCCACUUUACACAAUGGUCACUUUCACUAGGACAAGGUACCAUGAAGCCGUAAAGCGCUGGCAUUGGCAAGACAAAGUGAUAAACCGUGGCCUGCUGUUCAGUGCUACAGUAGCUGUUUUGGGAGGCUCCUACCUGCUCAUUAAAAAUCCUCCUGAUAUCAACAAGCUCAUCAUCCCCGCUAAGAAAAUGUGGAACAGGCUUGCGGCAGUCAGGGCACCGUCUCUGAUCUGACUGGAGCAUCAAACACUACAAUGAACUGAGAGGAUCCUAAUUUAAUCUGGAUGAACACAAUGAAGGCUCUGCCAGGCAAAUUAAUCUACUAUAAUAGUGAUUGUUGUAAUUUAUACCAGUCAGAAUGACUGAAUGAUUUUAUAAUUUUUCAUCAGUGUUUCAUCGUGACUGAAAGAGCCCAAGAGUGGAACAUUUUAUAUUUGAUUAUGUUCAUGCCAUCAUCAUCAUUUACAUAAUUUUUAAUGUGAAAACAAAAAAUGUCAGUAAUAAACUCACAGGCAGGGGCUAAGUUUAUAUAGUUUAUACAGAUACUUAGAUGAGUUUAUAUAGAUGCUUUUACAUAAAUGUUCCCUCAGCUCAGUUUCUGUCAUUUUUAUUUUGUCUUUGGCUCUCACCAUUAUCUACUUUAUGCAGAGAGACUUUUUGGAACAAGAUCAACUCUGUAUCAACAAAUUCUUAAACCUGCAAUAACUGUUUGUUUUUUUUUGGCCAGUUGGGGGCUUAUUUCAAGGGGAAAAAAGGGACUGGAGCACACUGAUUGAUUUGCAGCCUUUAAUUAGUCAAAGCUGCAAAUUCUUUGCAAAACUGACAAGAACCUGAUUCAGCUGCAUACGACUGGGAAAUGCAUGCAGAACCCUGUUUCACAGCCAGACUAGCUUCCAGUCUUUAUUUUAAGCUAAGCUAACCAUCUCCCGGCUAUAGCUUCAUAUUUAGCGGACACAAGUAUGAGUGGUAUCAAUCUUCUCAUCUAACUCUUGGCAAGACAGCAAACAAGUGUAUUUUCCAUAAUGUCAAUCUGUUCUUUUAAUUAAACAGUAUAAAAACAAA